Molecule: messenger RNA, 1523 nt
Organism: Lucilia cuprina (Australian sheep blowfly)
Lineage: Eukaryota; Metazoa; Arthropoda; Insecta; Diptera; Calliphoridae
Product: retinoid-inducible serine carboxypeptidase-like
Exons: 5
Coding region: 138-1472 (444 amino acids)
Biological process (GO): proteolysis
Molecular function (GO): serine-type carboxypeptidase activity
Source: RefSeq, a predicted model, not a curated record
AGCAGAAGGCUGCCAGCAAUAGGGGCUUUCGUAGCAAAACCCUCACCCAUUAUAACAACAGUUGAAAUAGUUAAUAAAAAGUGAAAAAAUAGAAAACGUGAUCGAAAUUUUUGAAAGAAAGAAAUAAAGAACACAUCAUGAAUCGUGGUCAAAUCUUAGUUGUGUUGGGUCUAUUGGCCAUUGCCGCCAGCGUCUGUGCUAAAACUGGCUAUGGUCCCGGUGAACAAGAUUGGGGUUUUGUAGAUGUCCGCAAGGGGGCCCAUAUGUUCUACUGGCUCUACUAUACCACCGCCAAUGUCUCCAGCUACACUCAACGUCCUUUGGCUAUAUGGUUGCAAGGUGGUCCAGGUGCUUCCUCUACCGGUUAUGGUAACUUCGAAGAAUUAGGCCCUCUUGAUCUGUAUGGCAAUCCACGUAACUGGACUUGGGUUAAAGAUAUGAAUGUCUUAUUCAUUGAUAAUCCAGUGGGCAGUGGUUUUUCAUAUGUGGACAAUGUUAUGUACUUGACAUCGACCAAUAAACAAAUUGCUUUGGAUUUAGUAGAAUUCAUGAAGGGUUUCUAUGCUCUACAUCCAGAAUUCGAAGAGGUACCUUUGCAUAUUUUCUGUGAAAGUUAUGGUGGUAAAAUGGCUCCAGAAUUUGCCUUGGAAUUGUACUAUGCCAUACAGAAAAAAGAGAUUAAGAGUAAUCUAACUUCGGUGGCAUUGGGUGAUCCCUGGACUUCCCCCAUUGAUUCGGUAAUGGCUUGGGCACCACUCUUAUUGAAUAUGGGUAUUGUUGAUCAAGAUGGUUACACCAAUAUUAUGAUUUCUGCUAACAAGACUAAAGAAUUGGUUGAAGCUGAAAAAUGGACUCAAGCCACCAUGCAAUGGAGUGCUACACAAUCUGUGUUGUUAAGAGAAUCUAAAGGUGUGGAUUUCUAUGAUAUUCAAAAGCCCACCAGAGGUGAUGCCUAUACACGCAUGUUAUUAAGAACCCAAAACUAUCAAGAACUCAUGUAUCGUACUUUGGUGCAUUACGACAUCGAUGAGAAUCGCGAUCAAAUGUUGCAAGAUCUUAUGCGUGGUAAUGUUAGUAAGGCUUUGGGCAUUCCCUCUAAGGUAAAAUGGGGUUCUCAAAGCAGCAACACUUUUACACGUCAAAUGGGUGAUUUCAUGAAGCCUGUAAUACAUAUUGUUAGCGAACUUUUGGAUAAUACCAAUUUGAAAGUUGGUGUUUUCUCUGGUCAAUUGGAUUUGAUUUGCGCUACUCCCGGUACCGUUAACUGGAUCGAGAAAAUGCAAUGGAGUUAUCGUGAUGCUUAUAUUAAGGCUCCCCGUUUGGGCAUAAGUGUUGAUCGCAUUUUAGAGGGUUAUGAAAAGUCGGCUGGUAACUUUACCAUGUUCUGGGUAAAUCGUGCUGGUCAUAUGGUUCCCGCCGAUAAUCCUGCUGCUAUGAGUCACAUUCUUAAGAAAUUUACCAAUUAUGGUUGAACAUAAUUAAUUGUUAAGCAAAUUUUAAUAAAUCUAGAAAGUUACCAAAGA